AUGACUGCAAGAAGUGCGACCUAUGAGUUUUGUCCUCGAGCUGAACCUUUAGAAGGUGUGGAAUAUCCACUUACAGUAAACUACUGUGGAGAAUGCUCUUUGCCUGUUGAGUACUGUGAAUUCUCUACUGACCCAGCAAGGUGUAGAAUAUGGCUUGAGAAGAAUCUUCCGGAGGUUUUCGAAAGGUUAUAUACAGGUGAUCGACCCACAGAUGCUGUUUGCUCGAAAAAAAAAUCUCGCCAGAGUCGAGGAGGAAAGGGUUUGGGCUCUAAAAAGCCAUUGGAGCAGAAAAUAUCCGUUUCGCGCUCUUCACGUGUUAAAAACAAAUUUACUACAAGCGUCAUUGGCCUAGAUUCGUACGGAAUUGACUUGAAACAGGCUGCCAAAUUUUUUGGGCAGAAAUUUGCCACUGGUACUUCCACCGGCAGUAAUGGUGAAAUCGUUAUUCAGGGAGACGUCAAGCACGAGCUGAUGGAACUAAUUCCGCAGAAAUGGAAAGAGGUUCCUGAAGGAUCGAUCGAGGAUCUUGGCGAUGUAAAACGUUAA
Mesocestoides corti is the source of this 546-nucleotide messenger RNA. The record is from the annotation of a GenBank genome assembly. Lineage: Eukaryota; Metazoa; Platyhelminthes; Cestoda; Cyclophyllidea; Mesocestoididae.